Fragaria vesca subsp. vesca is the source of this 762-nucleotide messenger RNA. RefSeq names its product FBD-associated F-box protein At5g22730-like. The record is from RefSeq and is a predicted model, not a curated record. Lineage: Eukaryota; Viridiplantae; Streptophyta; Magnoliopsida; Rosales; Rosaceae. The transcript has 3 exons. The coding region runs from base 1 to 762 and encodes 253 amino acids.
AUGAAUUUUGCUGCUAAUGACUUUGUAAAUUAUGUGUGCCAAAUUUUCAUUAAUGUUGAUGCUCCAAAUCUUGAAGAGUUAGAUAUCUGCUUUGAUGCUCUAGUGAGCUUUUCUUUGAAGAACACCAAAUGUCUACGCAAAGCCAAUAUAGAUUUCUUUGAUCUGGAAGAGCUUGAGAACAAUGAUUGUUUCCUUGGCCUAGCUGAUCGCAUAUGUCAGAUUUUCACAGGAAUUUGUGAUGCCAAGUACCUGACAGUUGGAGCUCCACUUUUGGCGGCCCUUGACAUUGGACAUCAACAUCUUCUGCCUACAUUUAAUAAUUUGAACUACUUGGAGCUACAGCUUCGUACGUGUCGCUGUUUGCAAUCACUGGCAACUGUGCUCAAGAUAUCACCACAUUUGGAACAUCUGAAGAUAUUACCGAAUAAGGAACAGAUGUAUGCCAAUGAGAACAACUAUCUUGAUGAUGUCGAUGUGGAUGAGCUUGAACAUGGAUUGGAUGCACCAGAGUCUGUGCCUGUUUGUUUGAUUUCACACCUCAAGACUAUUUGCCUAGGGGAUCUCAAGGGGUGUCCAAAUGACAUGGAAGUCGCGAAGUACUUGGUGAAGCAUGGCCAGGCUUUGAAUAGGGUGACUAUUCAUACUCCCUUCAGUGAAAACAAAGAGAUGAAGUCACAGUCUCCGACUGCCUUAAGGUCGAAAUUUUCAAAGUUCCCAAGGGGCUCCAAGACAUGUGAGAUUGAAUUGAGGAUAAUCACUUGA